AGCUCGUUUGGUGGAAUUUUAUCAAUGAAAGGUCAAGGUUUCAAACGGUAGAAGCAGAAGGAAACAAUCAAUUAGUAUGAAAUGGCUGCGAUUAAUACAAUCAGUCGGUCCGUGAAGUACGGUCUUCAUUAUGCUGCGUCUUGGCCAGGAGCGCCACUCUCAGUUUUGUGUAAACUCUUCUGGAUGGUCGUCCUUGGUGUAGGGCAGACUCACCAAUACAAUUAUAUAAUCAGGCAUUACAAAGUUCAUACUCUUAUAGAAAUAAUAGAUAAUAUAAGUAUUUGCCUGCCGUUUAGUUUAGUAUGUAUAAAAUUAGUUAUUGCUUGGACACAUCAAGGCCUGCUUCACAGUAUUUUAUCAACCAUGGAAGAAGAGUGCCAAACGUAUGCUGUUAUGGAUACAAAUAACUUAAUAUCGAAAACAGCGCAUUGGUGUUAUCGUUUGACGAAUAUUAUAAUAAGUACCACUAUAGCAUCCACGGUUUUUUACGUAAUCGGAGUUUUUACUUCUGAAGGAGUUAAUGCAACGACACCUCGAGAACUUUUAUUAAAAAUGGAUUUGCCCUUUGAUACUAGCAAAUCGCCCACUUUCGAGCUUGUGGUAAUUGUACAAUAUUUUUAUCAAGCAUCGUCAGCUUUUAUAUUUGCUGUAUUCUCAGGUCUCCUUUUGAUGAUAGUACUUCAUGUAGGUUGUCAAAUCGAUGUUAUGUGUCAGACAUCGUCAGCAGCUCCUUAUAAAAAUGAAAAGCAACUAAAGUUCUUCAUUAGCAGGCAUCAGGAAAUCAUUUUAUUUGCAGAGAAAAUUGAAAAGUUCUUUACUUAUCUAGCGCUUAGUCAACUUAUGACGAAUACUUUGAUUAUUUGUUGCUUGGGUUAUCUCAUAGUGCUUAUAAUACAUAUUGAGAAUGGAUUCCCUAUGUUCAUGAAAUGCGUUGUAUUCUAUAUCUCCGUUUGUUCGGAAGCAUUUGUAUAUUGCUUCGCUGGAGAGUACCUGAAUAUCAAGAGUAAAUUGAUCGCGGACACUGCAUAUGGAUUUCUUUGGUACGAUACACAUCCAAGCAAAAGCCGACUUUUAAUACCUGUGAUAUUAAGAUCUCAAAGAGGAUUUAGCUUCACUGUUGGGAAAUUUGCGAAUCUUUCCAUGUCAACGUUUGCGGCUGGUAUCAAUGUGAUUUAUAGAUAGAAAGUAAGCAGAAAAGUGUGCGUCAGAUCGCAGAUGUUCAGCAGAGCAGCAGAGGUUUCUGUUUCGCUCGCAGUUUCUACCCUCGUUUGUUCGCAAUCCCUCGUAUUAAACCAAAUGAAUCGGAAGAGAUCAAGUUGGCACGGAUCUAAGAUUAUCAAGACAAUUUCCGCGUCACAGCUUAUCAUGAAACUGAAAGUUAAUAUUUAAAAGGAUACGUCUAACCAUAAAUAGAAUUGCUUGUGAACAAACAAUGUACAUCUACUUAUAAAGUAUCAUAAAAAU
Bombus pyrosoma is the source of this 1464-nucleotide messenger RNA. Its product is annotated as odorant receptor 13a-like. The transcript is spliced from 6 exons. The coding region runs from base 82 to 1182 and encodes 366 amino acids. Gene Ontology annotation, cellular component: plasma membrane. Gene Ontology annotation, biological process: detection of chemical stimulus involved in sensory perception of smell; sensory perception of smell. The record is from RefSeq and is a predicted model, not a curated record. Gene Ontology annotation, molecular function: odorant binding; olfactory receptor activity. NCBI's taxonomy places the organism in Eukaryota, Metazoa, Arthropoda, Insecta, Hymenoptera, Apidae.